Molecule: messenger RNA, 1178 nt
Organism: Gamsiella multidivaricata
Lineage: Eukaryota; Fungi; Mortierellomycota; Mortierellomycetes; Mortierellales; Mortierellaceae
Exons: 4
Coding region: 191-1093 (300 amino acids)
Source: RefSeq, a predicted model, not a curated record
CAAGGACAAGGACAAGGACAAGGAUAAGGACAAGGAGAGGAAGAAGGACCGUCGCCACCAUCGAUCAUCAAGACGUAGUCCAUCUGUGGACAGCCAGGACAGCAGAUCGGGAUCGGGAUCCGUCUUGGAGACUGGGAGCGAGACCGAUAGCGAGAGCGAGGAGGAUGAGUUGAUCAAGAAAGCAAAGUCGAUGAUUCAGCCCAUUUCGGAAGACGACUACUUUUCGAAAUCAACCGAGUUCAGGCUAUGGCUUCGUCAGGUCAAGAAGAAGUACUUCGAGGAUCUUUCCGCAGACGAGGCCCGACGGUAUUUCAGAAAAUUCGUCCGCGCCUGGAACGAUUUUGAUCUCGAUGAAUCCUACUACAAGGGCAUCCGAUCCUCACAGCUAUCCAGCAAAGAUACAACAAAGUACAAAUGGAAGUUCACCAAAAAGAUUAACCAGGCGGAUCUGGAUAAGGUCGAGGCGAUCAAAGACUCGAUUGACACAAUGACCAAUGUCCGCUUCGCUCAGGAGGUCAACCGAAUCACUGGAAAAGCAACGCCCUCCGGGCCAAGCUCUGCUGCCCCUGCCAGAGUCUUGGGACCCACCAUGCCUCCAUCAAUCGGACCCAGUAGGCCUUACGGAAAACCAAUGACAGCGGAUGAAGUUGCCGAAAAGGAGGAACGAGAUCAGCAAUACCGUCGAAAGCAGCGUGCGGAGCAAAAGGCCCAUCGUAAGAGCAAAGAGGCCGACCUUGAGGAAUUAGUGCCCAAAGCAACCGGGAGGGAGGCAAUGUUGGAGAAGAAGCGAGUACAGAAUGAGUAUCGUCGACGAGAGCGGUCGCCAGAUAUUGAGUUGCCAGAGCAGGAUCUGCUGGGCACAGGCGACGAUUUUAAAUCCAUGUUGGCGGCUGAGAAGCGGCGGAAGGAGGCCAGAGAAGCGAAGCGACAUGGUGGAGCGGACGGAGAUUUGUUCUCCCAAAGACCUUCUGGUCCAAGUGCUGUUUCCAGUGUCACCGAUGCAAAGAAGCAAGCGUACAAGGAAAAGGAGGAGAAGCAGAUCGAGGCCUUCAAACAGCUCUGGGCUCAAAAUCAAGCAGCCAAAGGAUUGUAAUGCAACACGGCCAGCGCUAUAUCAUGUCGCCAGAGCAAUUGUAUACUAUAGUUUGUACUUUGCGCCCCGCAGCAACGAACAACAU